Populus euphratica (Euphrates poplar) is the source of this 873-nucleotide messenger RNA. Its product is annotated as probable transmembrane ascorbate ferrireductase 3. Gene Ontology annotation, molecular function: oxidoreductase activity. The transcript is spliced from 4 exons. The record is from RefSeq and is a predicted model, not a curated record. The coding region runs from base 104 to 772 and encodes 222 amino acids. NCBI's taxonomy places the organism in Eukaryota, Viridiplantae, Streptophyta, Magnoliopsida, Malpighiales, Salicaceae.
AGCAAUCCCAAGAACAGCGUUUACCGGUGGUGAUAUUUUGAGAGAGAUUUCUAUAAGAAGUCACCCAUCGCCACUACAUUUGGCAGACAAAACCCUUUCUUCAAUGGAUGCUGGCAGCACAAUCCACAAGCAAUCAGCCUCUCGUCUAACCGUGAUAGCACACUUGUUUGGCAUCUUGGCUAUAAUUCUCAUGCUGGUUUGGUUAUUGCAUUAUCGCGGGGGCAUCGAGUAUGAUUCUGAUAAUCCUGAUCGUGUUUUCAAUGCUCAUCCGUUUUUUAUGUUCUGCGGACUCAUAUUUCUUGCUGGGGAAGCGAUGAUGACAUACAAAACAAUAUCAUCGGCAAUGAUUGUCCAGAAUUCUAUCCACAUGUUCCUCCAUUUGAUUGCCCUGUGCCUUGGUAUUGCUGGCGUAUGUGCUGUUUUCAGGUUCCAUGAUAUGAUCCAAGCAGAGGAUGUUUAUAGCUUGCAUUCAUGGGUUGGGUUGAGCACCUUCUGUUUAUUUUGCUUGCAGUGGGUGCUCGGCUUCUUUACAUUCAUGUUUCCAAAAGCUGGGAAACAAACAAGGGCAUGCAUGCUUCCAUGGCACGUAUGUGGGGGGAGAGCACUGUUAUAUAUGGCAACAUGUACAGCACUGACUGGGUUAAUAGAGAAAGCUGCAUUCCUCGAGCUAAAGCAUCAUUGCGAGUCUCAUUUGAUUAACUUCACCGGACUCUUUAUCCUUCUCUUCGGCAUAUUCGUUGACCUCUCGGUUGCUAUUGCCCGUUAUGUGUGAUGAUUCUAUACUACCUUCCAUAUUUUGUAUCUGUAUUGGGUAGUAGUUUUAAUUUCAUACAAGUUGGCUAGAAUUGCUUAAGAUCUAAUAGAAAUAUAGUU